CAGCCGCGCGCGCACGCUGCGGGUUAUCCGCAUGAUUUUCAGAACAGACCGGAAGUCACUCACUGACACAGGGCGAGCGUUCAGACGCGGUGGUUAAUGUUGUAUUUUAACUCUUGAUAUUAACAAGAGCUCAGAUGAUGACAAUGUAAAGAUAUCCCCCUAGCUGUCAUCAUGGAUGCUUCAUUUCAUGUACUCGUCCUCUUAAUGUAUUUACAUUGUGCAGCAGGUUUCUGUCUUAAAAUACUACCUGACUCCCUUGAUAAGAUUUAUGUUGAAUUGGGAACAGACUUCACAGCGACAUGUUACCUGCAGGAAGAUUCCCAUUACACCUCCGAUGACAUUGAGUGGAAGUUAGAUAACAACAGUCUUCCCAAGCACGAUUAUCACAAAAUAAAUGCUACAGCUGUCAGCGUCACGUUUACCGUCAGCCGGGACAUGCGAGGUCGUUUGACUUGCUUUGCCUCUAAGAAGUCGCUGUCAUACGAAAAGCCGUGUUUGUACGGAAUCUUUCUCGAGAAAGGACACCUUCCUUCAAAGCCGGAGAAUCUCACCUGCCUUGCUUUACAAGAAGACGACAAUUUUUCCCCAAACUUGCAAUGUUAUUGGAAUCCUGAGACCCGCGACCCACUGCUUAACACCACUUACACGCUUCACGCUGAAAUAGAGUACGAUUUUGUUCAACCUAAGUUACCUUCAUAUGAGAAUGUCUGUAUAGAGCGUCUCGCAAGUAAUUGCACGGUCAACCUGAGCACUUUUCCGGUUCACAUGAGACUGAAAGUGUGGGUCACCGUGAGUAACCCUCUGGGAUCAGUGGAGUCAGAUGUGCUCCUGAGAGAGGCCUUAUCGUUUGCAAAACCAAAUCCCCCGGAUGUUCAAGUUCUUGCUGAUGUUAUUUACUCGACUGUGAUGGUGGAAUGGAAACAUCACGUCCACGAGUCUGUUAUGGAACUCCGUUAUGUCAUCAGAUACUGUCAAGCAGGCUCCAGUGUUUGGACUGAGGUGCCGGAGGACUUCACUGAGAUAAGCAACGAGUCAUUCAGACUGCAGGCCCUGCAGCCGUACACCGUGUACCAUGUUCAGAUGAGAUGCAUUCAAAAAGAUCAUCAAAGUUACUGGAGUGACUGGAGCAGAAAUGCUACCAAUCGCACUGCCGAAGCCAAGCCUGCGAGCAAACCAGAUCUGUGGCGAAUCAUCCAGUCCACCGGCGACAGCAGAAAUGUCACGUUAAUAUGGAAGGCCCCCGUGAAAGCUAACGGAGUAAUAUUGAGAUACGAUCUUAAAAUCACGAUGAAAAAUGAUAGCAGGUUUAAAGAAGUCAUCAUCACAUCUGUUGACCACAAUCCACACAGAUCGUAUCAGACGUAUUCGGUGGAGCUGUCGGCGAGAAAAAUAGCCUCUAUUGAAAUAACUGCGGCCAGUUCAGCCGGAGUGUCCCCCAAAGCUACUCUCUUCAUUCCCCUGUCAAAUCAAGAUCCAUCCGGUGUGGAGCGUGUGAGCUGGUCUCUGCGUGACGGCCAGCUGUGGGUGGAAUGGAUGCCGCCCGUGUCUAAUGAUUUGCGGCUCUCUGAAUACCUCUUGGAGUGGGAGAAAAUCCCACCGGAUGACCAUCAGAGACACAAACACUGGCAGAGAGCAAAAGCCAAUGUCACCAGCACAACACUGACCGGUCAUUUUGAGCCAUUCAAGCAAUACGAUAUAUCCGUAUAUCCAAUUUACUCCCUUCAUCCCCAGAAAUACACUCAAGCAGGACGGCCAGUAACCACAGCAGCCUACACUCAACAAGGACCGCCACUAGAGGGCCCUGCUGCGAAAGUUCAAAAAUCCAAGAAAACCAGCGCCAAGGUGACAUGGAAUGAAAUUCCUCUGAACAGUCAGCAUGGAUUCAUCACUAACUACACAAUCUUCUAUAAGACCGGAAAUGUCGAGAAGUCUGUGACGGUGGACUCUGACUUCCGCUCGUGGGAUUUGAUCAAUCUCACCAGUGAAAGCGAGUACGUGGUUCACAUCAUGGCAUCAACCAUAGCCGGCUCCAAGAACGGCACCGGUUUUAAUUUCAAAACGCAGAAGUAUGCUGAUGGAGAAGUGGAGGUGAUCGUGGUGGUGGUGUGUCUCGGUUUUCUGUUCAUCACCGUCUUCAUUAUAAUGCUCUGUCUGCGGAAGAGAGAAACAAUCAAGCAGCUGUUGUGGCCGCAGGUCCCAGAUCCGUCAGUCAGCUCUAUUGCCCACUGGUCACCUGAUUUCCCUAUAAAGGCCGAUAUUCCCAAAGAAGAUGUUAGCGUGGUGGAAGUGGAUGUGUUUGACGGGAAAUCUUUGUGCGAUGAAGAUAAAGCCGUGCUGCCACUGAAAAAGGACAAAUAUCUGUCUGAGGAACACAGCAGCGGUAUCGGGGGCUCGUCCUGCAUGUCGUCCCCCCGGCACAGCGUGUCUGACAGCGACGAGGGCGACUCCGGCCAGACCACGGCCAGCACGGUGCAGUACUCGUCGGUGGUGGCGAGCGGCUACAAAGGCCAGACCCCCAACCAUCAUCCCCCCGUGUUCGCUCGAUCAGAGUCCACCCAACCGCUGCUGGACUGCGAGGAACAUCCGGAGCAUCUCCACGAUUCCAGUAACUCUUACUUCAGACGAGCUAAAGGAGUCGAGCUGGGCGGCCUCGUUCAGGAGGCGGAGGAGUCGAAUGAAAGCUCUCUUACCUUCUGUCCAAUGGAGGAGAUGUCUCCGAUUGUAGAGGACCCUCCCACCCCGUGUUACAUGUCACAGCAGAAUGGCUAUCGACCUCAGUGAAGAAAAUGUGAAUACUGACAUGUUCAAGAAGACCUCAAGCUAUCGGUGACGUUUAACAUUCGUGUGUUCAUUAUAAUUGAAGUGGCUGUGAUGAUAUUGCAUAUUCGCUGCAAGCUUACACUGGAUGCAAGCAGACGAGAGAUUUUCUAAUAUUCUAAUCAAAUUUAUGCUUUCAUUUUUGCAGUACUAACCUUGUUUAAAUUGAUCUCGCUGUUCUAAAAUAAUCCAGGCGAAGAUGGUUCUUAUACAAAUAGUUAUUUUUACUGAAAGCUGAUUGGUCAAUGUUAGGCGACCAUUCUGAGGUGACAUGCAACUUUGACACUUCCAGCGUAAACGCGUUUGGAACGUAAUAAACUACUUGCUUCACUUGUUACACGUCAUGUAUCCAGUGGCUGAAUGUACACACGUGCUUCAUGGGUUCUGUUCUGCUGCGGUAUCAAAUACACGACUCUUCAAAAACUGCUCAACAAAUGAUCACUGUCACCGCAUUAUGGUUCGGUCAUAUUACUUGUUCGUAAAACUUUCCCAAAAAAUGUUUUUUUGUUUAAGGCUCUGUUGAAUGUUUAUAUGGCUGGAGAUUGACUAAGUAUUCUUUUUGAUAAGGAUUUCAUGUUUUUUAUAUGCAAAAGAAUGUCAUUUUUAUUAGCUCUAUUGCAAGUCGAGUUAACGUUGACGUGUUUCCAGCAGGAUUAAACUAACACUACACUGAAAUGCAGUAUUUUCAUUGCAUGCUGUUUCACAUGUAUCCGCUCUCAGUAUGAUUUGUGUUCACAUCAUUGAUGUGUGUGUAUCAUACUAAAUAAACACUUCUCUAUACAAA
Triplophysa rosa is the source of this 3601-nucleotide messenger RNA. RefSeq names its product interleukin 6 cytokine family signal transduce (gene il6st). The transcript is spliced from 16 exons. The record is from RefSeq and is a predicted model, not a curated record. Lineage: Eukaryota; Metazoa; Chordata; Actinopteri; Cypriniformes; Nemacheilidae. Gene Ontology annotation, biological process: cytokine-mediated signaling pathway. Gene Ontology annotation, cellular component: signaling receptor complex; external side of plasma membrane. Gene Ontology annotation, molecular function: cytokine binding; cytokine receptor activity. Bases 172 to 2781 code for a protein of 869 amino acids.